Molecule: messenger RNA, 3528 nt
Organism: Beauveria bassiana ARSEF 2860
Lineage: Eukaryota; Fungi; Ascomycota; Sordariomycetes; Hypocreales; Cordycipitaceae
Product: condensin component
Exons: 5
Coding region: 1-3528 (1175 amino acids)
Biological process (GO): mitotic cell cycle; mitotic chromosome condensation; meiotic chromosome condensation
Cellular component (GO): condensed chromosome, centromeric region; nucleus
Molecular function (GO): histone binding
Source: RefSeq, a predicted model, not a curated record
AUGGCGACCAUCAACUUCGACAUUAAUGAUGCGCUGAAGCAUUACAUGUCGGAUCCUACGGCGAUUCCCACACCGGAAGCCGAUGGAUCUCUAUUCGACUGCGAAAAUGAUCCCGAGGCUCUCACAGUCCAAGUCAUCAAUCCGGUGCUGAAUCCGAUCGUGGACGCCAUCGCAGAUAACCCCGACGCCAUUAUGCGAGCAACAAAUAUUGAUUCGUUACAGUUUCUGCUGAAAUAUACACAAUACAUUCCCCCACAUGCGCUCAGCAAGAUCUUUGAUGUUGUCAUGAGUGGCCUCAGUGCGGAAGCCGACGCAGUAAAUAAUGACAUCGAAUCUCCUGAUGAGCAAGACGCCAUCGCGCACCACAAGCAGCUGCUGGAAAUAUACGCUUUCUUGCUGCAAUGGACCAUUGCCGGGGUGGAGGCAAAGGCGGCAGAGAAGUCCUCAACUACUUCGCUCGCACGAGGCCGCGCGAAGCCGAAGAAGGGCGCCGCCAAAGAGGAGACUUGGGACUCUGCAACGCAACUGCAGGCAGCUUUGGAUACUAUGUGCAAGGUCCUGAAGUUGAAGCUAUCCAAAAUCUUCCUCACGACGAGCGAGCGCGAUACCUUCAUUAGCCUUCUUACCCGACCUGUUUACAUGGUACUCGAGAGUGAGCAAAGAGUCAAAACCACUUCUAUUCGCAUGCACAGCUUCAAGGUUCUCUGUAUGGCUGUCAAGAACCAUGGCCAUGGCUAUGCUGCGCAAAUCAAUGUCAUCCAAAAUCUCACUUAUUUCGAGCACCUUUCGGAGCCGAUGGCCGAAUUUCUCCAUAUCCUUGCCGACACAUACGACUAUCCUCAGCUUGCUGACGAGGUUUUGAGAGAGCUGAGCAACAAGGAAUUCAAUUCCAACGAUACGAAAGGUCCCAAGUCGGUCUCGACCUUCAUUGCCAAGAUCUCAGAGCUUGCGCCCAGAAUUGUUAUCAAGCAAAUGACUAUGCUUGCGAAGCAGCUCGAUAGCGAGUCGUAUACUCUUCGAUGUGCUCUUAUUGAAGUGUGUGGCAACAUGAUUGCUCAUUUGAGCAUGCAAGAUGAGCGCGGUGAAAACCACAAGACCCAGCUCAACGCUUUCUUCGAUGUAUUGGAGGAGCGAUUCCUUGACAUUAACCCUUACUGUCGAUGCCGUGCCCUGCAAGUCUACAUGAAGCUUUGCGAUCUCGAACAAAAAUUCCCCAAGAGAAGGCAGAAGGCCGCCGAGCUUGCUUGCCGUAGUUUGGAGGAUAAGAGCAGCAAUGUUCGCAGAAACGCCAUCAAACUUCUGGGCACAUUGAUUAAAACUCAUCCUUUCACUGUGAUGCACGGUGCUCAGCUGUCGAGAAAAGAGUGGCAAACGCGCCACGACAAAGUCGAAGAGGAGCUUACUGCCCUGAAGCCGCCACCUGGAAUGCCCGGGUUCGGAGACGAGAAUGCCGAGAGCAACGUCGAUAAUGAUCUUCUUGAUGACCAGACUCAAGUCGAAUCACCCAAGAAGCCGUCAGCAAUGACCGACGAAGAGAAGCUUGCCGCCAUCAAGAAGGCUCAAGAGGAAGCUGCCACUGGCGAAGCUAUCGAGAAGCUCACACUGACGAAGAGAUAUUAUAACGAGGCUCUCAAGUUCAUUGAUGUUCUUCAUGAUGCCACUAGCAUCAUCUGCCAGCUCCUGGGAUCGCGCAACAAGAGCGAGGUUAUCGAAGCCAUCGACUACUUUGAAGUCGGUGAUGCUUACAACAUUGAGCAGAAUAAGGUCGGUAUCCGACGCAUGUUGAGACUUAUCUGGACGAAGGGCAACAGCGACGAGGGCAAAGGUGUUCAGACUCACUUGAUUGAGUGCUACAGACGCCUAUUUUUCGAGGCUCCUGACUCAUUUAGCCCCAACGAUGCCUCUAAUUACAUUGCUCGCAAUAUGAUCAGUCUGACGUUUGGCGCAACUUCAGCCGAGCUCACUUCUUUGGAGCAGCUCCUCGCCACUAUGAUGAAGGGUGGCAUUAUCCCUGACGUCGUUGUUUCCAAGUUGUGGCAAGUCUACGGCGUUCAGAAGCGCGAUAUUUCGAAGAGUCAACGUCGUGGCGCCAUCAUUGUCCUGGGAAUGCUUGCAACUGCUGUCCCCGAGAUUGUCGUUGGCGAGAUUGAGACUAUGCUUAAAACUGGUCUUGGAGCUCACGGUCGCAACGACCUCCAGUUGGCCAAGUACACAUGUAUCGCUCUCAGACGAAUCAAUCCCCUGGGUCGCAAUGCAAAGGACUCGACUGUCAAGUUCUCGCGACUGCCAAAUGACCACGCCGUCUGUGUUCGCCUCGCUGCCAUUACUGAGGUGCAGUCGGAAAGCAAGGAGUGGUAUGGCGUGGCAGAGCAGGCCAUCAACGCCAUCUACGCUGUCUCCAAGCAUCCGGAUACGCUCUGCUCUGAGAUUAUCCGUCGCAAGACGAGAUAUGUCUUCAGUAACCCGCAAUCUCGCCCUGCUUCGCGUGAUGAGACUCAGGCAAUUGACAUGACAACAGUUGAGAAGCCUCGUAAGCGCGACAAUGCUGUUGCUCUCUCACAACUACUCUUCAUUGUGGGCCAUGUUGCUAUCAAGCAAAUUGUGCACUUGGAGCUCUGCGAACUCGACUUUAAGCGUAGGAAGCAAGAGAAGGAGAAGCAAGCGCAAGCUGAGAAGGAGAAGGAGAAGGAGGAAGGCGACGAACUGGAUCUUAUUGGCGGAACUACCGAGGAUGAUUUCACAGAAGCGAUGACGCACAUUCGAGAGCGUGAGCUCUUGUAUGGACCAAGCUCACUUUUGGCAACAUUUGGACCACUCGUGUCGGAGGUCUGCGCCAACAACACGACAUAUGCCGACAAAGGACUGCAGGCUGCGGCCACGCUUUGUUUGGCCAAGCUCAUGUGCGUUUCGUCAGAGUACUGUGAAACGAAUCUCCCUCUAUUGAUCACCAUCAUGGAGCGUUCGCCAGACGCUACUGUGCGCUCAAACGCAGUUAUUGCGCUUGGCGACAUGGCGGUCUGCUUCAAUCACCUCAUUGAUGAGAACACCGACUUCCUCUACCGCCGACUUGCGGAUGACGAUGUAUCCGUAAAGCGAACUUGUCUGAUGACUCUGACAUUCCUCAUUCUGGCCGGUCAAGUCAAGGUCAAGGGUCAACUCGGUGAGAUGGCCAAGUGCCUCGAGGACGAGGACCGCAGAAUCGCAGAUUUGGCGAGGAUGUUCUUCACCGAGCUCAGCACCAAAGACAAUGCUGUCUACAAUCACUUUGUGGAUAUGUUUAGUCUGCUUAGUGCCGGCAAGAUGGAGGAAGAGAGUUUCAAGAGGAUCGUCAAGUUCCUCCUCGGCUUUGUCGAAAAGGACAAGCAUGCGAAGCAGCUGGCCGAGAAGCUGGCGGCUCGACUUGCACGCUGCGAUAGCGAACGGCAAUGGAACGAUGUGGCUUUUGCAUUGGGUCUGCUGCCGCACAAGAAUGAGGAAAUCACGAAACAGGUUUCUGAAGGCUUCAAGCUAGUUCAGGCCACUGCUUAA